Molecule: messenger RNA, 5417 nt
Organism: Biomphalaria glabrata
Lineage: Eukaryota; Metazoa; Mollusca; Gastropoda; Planorbidae
Exons: 13
Coding region: 619-3654 (1011 amino acids)
Cellular component (GO): extracellular region
Molecular function (GO): chitin binding
Source: RefSeq, a predicted model, not a curated record
UUUUUUUCUGAUUCAUUCUAACAGAACAAUUUGUUGACAGAUAUUCGAUUUUUUUUUGAAUAUAAGUUAUCAACUAGAUUUUACUAGGAUUUUAAAAAUAAAAUUCCUGUUAAUUUACGUGGUCAGCAAAUAUAUAGGGCCUAUAAUAUUAGACAUGAAGGUAAAUUAAUUUGGCGACAAAUGUUUAAAAAUAAUAUUCAUGUAAGGCAAGGUGGCAACUUUCUUUAGUUCAACAUUUCUGAACAAACGUUUAUACGGAUCGUAAAUACAGUUUAAAGAUAUCUUGCGGCAUUUAAACCUAUAGUAUUCCAGGACACCUACAAUCGAAACUCUCGCAGAGGUUUCAUUCUGUGUGCAUGUAAUUAGAAGUUUUCUGAUCGUUACCUUGAUAACGUCUGAAACAUGGGCAUUUUUUUUCAUCAUAUGUUUUGUGCUUGUUCUGUUGAUUUUUUCAUGUGGAUGAUACACUUUGGUUUCCAAGUUAUCCGUGUCUUAUGAUAAUUCAUAGAUGCCCAAAAAAGCUUAACUGAAAUAGAGAUUUCUGAUGAAUUAAUAGAGAUUUAGAACAGUUAAAAUAGUUGGAGAUACAAGUAGAAACACCAAUUUGUUCAGUUAAAGAUGACUACAGUGGCAGCUCCCAGUGAGCUCCCUGAUGUGCCCGAGUGUCCAAUUGAUUCUCAAACGAGCGUUGACGACAGACGGAUGCGAUGGGUGGAGUUCUUUGAUCGUGAGAAAUAUUUACAGCAUGUUCUGUUGAUGAGAUCCCGACAAUUUUCUGCGCUUGUCCAGUUGUUACAAACCUGUAAAAAGGAGACAGACCCAUUCAGACCACCAGUAGAACUUCCGGUCCCAGAGCAGAUCCUUGCUCCAACGCCACCCCCACAAACAGCAGCGGAAGAGGAUGAGGCGGCCGUCACCCACAGCGAUUUGUCCUCCCACUCCAAGGCAUCUCAGAAUUCCUCCCUUUCAUCGUCAUCCUCCUCUUGCUAUACCACCACAAAGAGUAGAGGCACAAGCUACGUGUCAGUUCGAAGUGUGGACGCAAGAAAAACCAACACCAUCGCUCUGGUCAUCCUGGUGGUCUCUGUGUUGGUCAUAGCAGGCAUCAUCGUAGGGAUAGUAGUUCAUAUACACGUAGACACAGGUUUACUGGGGUCGAGCGAAAACAAUAAAGAAUCCCAUAAGAAUACAAACUGGAUGACUUCUAAAGAAAGGGACCAUAUACACCAGCUCGUUACGGAGAAUCUUUCCCCUCAUCGGACGUUGGAUAUGCAGGAGUAUGAUGAGGUUCAUUCUAACAAUUAUCCCUUCUCAUCUAAGUCCCCUCAGAGUGCAACUAAUGAUCUCAGAACUUCAUUAAAAGCCAAUGACGUGCACAUAACACGUAGCAGCGCUGACUCUGACAGCACUCAUAAUCAGUUGGCCCGCGAUCGUUCCAACCAAAACACCAGCGGAAGGAAUGACUCGUUACAAUCGUUCAAUCAAAUGAGCCAAUCAGAACCGGGGAUAGACCGUUUGCCAACAGAUCAAGGCCAUACGAAAUUGGGCGACGAUUUGUCUCCCAUAACUCGAGGCCACACAGAUUUCAGUAAUCUACACAUGUCGGUGUCAAGGAGCAACUUGGAUGGAGUAAGCUUGUCACGUAAAACUACAUAUCCAAUAGAUCGAAGUGAAUCUCCAACGUCCGCCAUGUCUUCAUCAACAUCCCAAGGAGGCACUCUAACGUCAUCAAUGUCUUCUUCUUCUACAUCGGAAAGUGGCAUUCCCAUUGCUACUACAUUCGAUCCUUUAAAUCCACAGGGAAAUAACCAACCUGAGUCAGCAGAACCAAAUCUAGGUAGUCCUGAUUCGGGAUCAAACCCAUACCUUCGCGUCACAGGCCGUUUCGAAGAGCUGAACAGUAAUGGAGAUAUUCAUGAACAAACCUCUGUGACAAGGAACUCGUUCUCUAGACCACGUGGCGCCAACGGAAGCACAGGGAACACGCUUGACCCGAUGCCAACUUCUCGAGAACAACAAGGCACCUUUUCCAGAUAUUAUCAACUGACCAAUGCCUUGAGCCUUGAUCUGACCACCAUGCCCACUGACCAUCAAGCCACGGACACUCGAAACACACAACAGCAUACAAUUUCCACGUUUUCCUUAGGCAGGGGCCUGUCUGGUUCAACCCUUUCUCAUAAUGCUGUUUCGUCUGCCAAAGCGACACAAUUGCCUUUCCCUGGUGUCGGAACUACUCGAACCCCGGCUUCACCAAUGAGCUUUGAUGUCCUUAGGCCGCCGGGGAAAUUAACGACUUCUUCAUCAAUUUGGCCCCUAUUCUCGUCUGCUUCAACGAAAUCAAACAAAUCGGCAAGUUAUAACAGCGAUGUAGGCCUACAAUCCAAAAGUAGGCCUACUGAUUCAACAAAUGUCAGACCGUCGGGGACUAGAUCAAGUUCAGGCAGAGAGUCUUCCCAAGAAGCAGCCACUUCUAAGGCCAUGGCUAGAACAGGAUCUUCAACAGCAACAAGGCGCUUAAUGAGAAGACUGACCACCACCACUGUUCGAACGACGCCCCUGGUGGACCAGUAUGCAGCAUUCUAUGCCGGAGGGAACGCAGACGGACCUGACGGACCAACGUUUGAAGUAUCGAACGUAGCAGGUGGCAUUGAUUAUGAUUCAGCCUUCCGAGACAUGCCACCACCACAAGUGUUACCCACAGCCAUAGCAACUAAAAUAGCCGCAGCGCCCCCUGCACUGACGACCAGGCCGCCACCGACAACUAGAAAGCCUCCAAAAAUCGUACUUAUCGCCAAUGAUGUGGUGGCUGAGAUUGGCAUGAGCGUCAGCCAGGGUCUGAAAGUUGGUUGUUCCGCCAAGGAAGCCUGGGGCUGGACUUACAUGGCCAUUUCACGUUAUGAAGGAGACAACAACUUCUCGGUGGAGUUUCUGGGUGGAGUAGAAAAAAGAGACGAGUGGCCUUUUAUCCCUAUAGACUCCAGGAUGUCUGACUUCACCUUACACAGAGACGAUGAGAUGGUGAACCUGGUGCUGGAGACCAAGUUUGCUAUGUGUGAGGACAAAGGCAGAUACUUGUGUGAGGUGAUUGUCAAUAGCACCUUCUUCACCAGGACUUUCAACGUAGAUGUCAAAAAAAAACCCGAAAAACCAGUUUUAAGUUUUCCUGACGACAUCUUUGCUGGCCAGACAGUGUGGAUUACAACAACAUGGGAUGCUGGGAACCCAAUGAUUGGCCACAUUGUGCAUGACAUUGUCAAAGGUUUCGUAGAUUUGCCUUUUGUGUCGAAAAAUGAACGAACGACCUCCUGGUAUAAGGACUGCGCUAUAAUGGUGGAGAAUAAGUACUCCGUGGUGCCAGAAGUCAACUGGAACGGGACUGAAAUAAUUGCUCGUAUUGAGGCUGGGCCUAAAGCGACUGCUUUACAGAAAAGCAUCAUAGAACGGCUGAAAUUUGAUCGCAAGGUCAUGGUCAUUUUGGAUGCCAACAUGUGCCAAGGAAAGCAAGGAGACAAACUGGCCCAUCCGUACAACAAGGAGAAAUUUGUGACUUGCGGUUCAGGUGGUCCUACUGUGGAAGCGUGUCCAGAGCUUCAGCAUUUUGAUACCAAGAUGAAAAAAUGUGUGUUGACUCCUGUGAAACCCAAGGCAACUUGAACGAGAGGUCGACGUGGGAUUUAAAGACCUGGUGCUUUGUGGGAUAAGGCGAGUGUUGCAACAGUCUUUCGUGGGACACCGUGACUGGGAGUGAACGUCCAUCUAAAUAAAAUUGCAGUGCUGCAACACUUUAUUUAAUAUUUCACUUAGAUACUUCUUAAAUUGUAUCGAAAUUUUCUAAUUUGUGAAAGAAUCCGGAAACAGGAUUUGAAGAUCUUGUAAUUCUCCGUGCCAACCUCACCCCCUUGUGAAAGACAUUGUGCAUAAUGAAGAAUUUUAUAAUAUAUCAUAAUUUCUGUUGUUAAAUAAGAAAGUGUGGUUGUGUUAUUUGUGUUUAAACAAUACAGUAGGCCUAAUCAUCAAUGAACCAUACAUGAAGGUUAGAGUUUGUAAGAUGGACAAGAGAUUCAGCUAGAGAUGCGUAACCGGGAAGAGUGAAUGCUAAGUCUAAAGAGUAAAUACAUUUGCAAGUGUUCCUAUUUUUUAAAUAGCUUGUAUAUAUCGCAUAUUUCAUGUUUUAGCAAGCUCAGAUCGAUAUGAUCCAGUCUGUUUUGUGGACCAGUGGUGGAAGAGGGUUCCUGGGAGAAGGUUAUCCGUGCUGCGGUUGAAUGUUAAACUACUUGUUACUUUUUCGAAUGGAGUGUUUUGGGUUGGUGUAGUACCCAACAUGUACACUUCUGAUAUAGACAGAUAUGCACGCGUAUGUAUACCGCAAUGUGUCUGCCGUGAACUAAACAUGCUUUCAUUAUUCACAAUGGCCUACAUCUCGGUGCUAACUCUGUCCAUAUAUAUAAUUAUAAAUGGUAGCAAAUAAUAGCAACUGAAUAUGUAAACAAUGACUUCUAAGAGUUGAGAGAAACAUUGGAAGUGUAGCCUUUAAGUGGAAUCCUCUGAAUUUUGUUAACUUACCUUUAAUAAAGUAUUAGAUAUUUUGUAUAGUAACAAACUAUUUUAUAUCUCUUGGUUUUCUUUCUCUUUGACAUAAUUAACACAUUUGUAAUCUACUCUCCUAGAGUUAUGUCUCUCUUCAAAACUGUUUUACUAGUAUUGCAGUUCUCAGAGGGCACAUCUAUCAGGUGGAAAAAAAAAGGGGGGGGGGGUCUGAUAAUAAUGUGUAUAUGAGGCUAUAUUACUUAUAUAAACCAAGUUUGUCUCAAUUAGUGGUACCAUAUAGACUGUGAAAAUGGCAAACUCCUUGAUCGUGCGAUAAGCACUUUGGACUGUCCACACGUUAGUCCAGUUUUAGAACCUCGCCUGCCAUUAUCUCUCAUGACCGUGUUAUAGAUAUGAGAAUUUGUACAGUUGGCCUACUCUUCAGUCUAGAAAAACAAAAUACGCGCACUUAGUGUUCUGUACCAUUUAUCUAUUAGCCUAAUAUGUGUGCAAGUAUUGCGAGCGAUGUGUGUAUCAGUAUAUGUAUGUUUUGAAAGCGUAUUUACAUGAUAGUCAUUGUUACUAUAAUGGAACGAUACACUCUUACUUAUUACAGCAGUGCAACAAGUGAAAUUAUUUUUAUCAGAGCUGCAAAGUCUAUUUUGAUUGUUUGAACAGCAUUCUUAAUAAAUUACUUUAUGAUCAUUGUCGAUUUAUUAACACUGUUUAAUAUUGAAUAUUCACAUAGCAAAUAUUAAAUUCUUACGACUUUAUUGUUAAAAUAUUAACACUUGAACUUGUUCAUAUGCAAUUUUAUAUUAUAUUUAUUUCUCAUAUUAAAAUGUUUAUAUUAUGUAGCCUUAUUGAAAUAAAUGCUUAUGCUGUAAAAA